Messenger RNA from Chrysemys picta bellii (western painted turtle), 10879 nucleotides. RefSeq names its product semaphorin 3D (gene SEMA3D). Gene Ontology annotation, cellular component: plasma membrane. NCBI's taxonomy places the organism in Eukaryota, Metazoa, Chordata, Testudines, Emydidae. Gene Ontology annotation, biological process: axon guidance; neural crest cell migration; negative regulation of axon extension involved in axon guidance. The record is from RefSeq and is a predicted model, not a curated record. Gene Ontology annotation, molecular function: chemorepellent activity; semaphorin receptor binding.
UGUUGGCCACCAGCUCUAGGACUCAGGCCGGGAGGCACCUGCCAAGGGCUGCUGCACAGGGCGUGUUUGCGAAGCCCUUUCACUUAACCAAAAGCGGCCUGCUGCUGGCCAGCCGGGAGACCCCCUGGGACCUGCUGCGGCGUCUGUGUGCGCUCGCUGGCACGUGUGCGGGAACUCCAGCCAACUGGCCCGAGGGUGGGUGGGUGUGUGUGUGUGAGAGGGGGGCGGUGAUGGAAGGAGGAAACUCCGCCGCUCCGAACGGCCCGUGAAGAGCCGCGGCAGCCGCAGGGGGACACCGGAGUCGCGUCACUCUCAAGCGGAGCAACCUCUGCCUGGCGGGGAGCGGCCGGCAGCGCCCUCUGUUCCCUGGCUGCGGAGAGCAGCCGCUGCGUGCACAGGCGAAGGGGCAGCGGCUCUUAUCUGAGCCACAGCGUCUCCCGCUUCCUUCCCCUGCGGCAGCGACACCCAGCAGAGGGGUUUGCGCUGUUCAUUCAAUCGCUCAGCCGCGGGCGGUCCCCAUUGGGGGAAAUGACCCACGCUGCAUCCAGAGUUGGGGGUUUGUCUGCGACAAGAAAAGUUAAAUGGAGACGCUCAUUGACAGCUUCGUUUCAAUAGACGGAUUGAUCUCCGGGCAGGUCUGCGUUCCAGGCAGGAGAGCGGGUAACUAACCCACUGGCAAGCUACGCGCAGCAACCAUUGCAUUACAUUUGGAUUUUCUGAAAAACAGAGACUUUUUUCACCAUGAAUGCAAGAAAAGACUCUCAGGAGAACAGCAGAAUGAGAUCCUUCAAAGUGCCACAUGCCUGCACAGCAUUAUCCUUAGUAAUGUUGUUCCUUUCAGUCACUGGAACUUCAAAGAAAAAUAUCCCAAGACUUAAACUUUCCUAUAAAGACUUGCUGCUUUCAAACAGCUGUAUCCCAUUCCUGGGCUCAGCGGAGGGGUUUGAUUUUCGGACCCUGCUGCUAGAUGAGGAGAGGGGCCGGCUGCUAAUCGGAGCUAAAGACCACAUCUUUCUGCUCAGCUUGGUUGAUUUAAACAAAAAUGUAAAAAAGAUUUACUGGCCUGCAGCAAAAGAGAAGGUGGAAGUAUGCAAAUUAGCUGGGAAAGAUGUCCAGACAGAAUGUGCAAAUUUUAUCAGGGUUCUUCAACCCUACAACCGGACCCAUGUUUAUGUCUGUGGCACAGGAGCCUUCCACCCUAUCUGUGGAUACAUUGAACUUGGAAUACACAAAGAGGAAAUGGUAUUCAGACUGGACACUCAGAACCUGGAGUCUGGCAGGUUGAAAUGUCCUUUUGAUCCUCAUCAGCCGUUUGCUUCAGUAAUGACAGAUGACUACCUCUAUGCUGGAACAGCUUCUGAUUUCCUUGGCAAAGAUACAGCUUUAACACGUUCUCUGGGCCCUUCUCACGACCACCAUUACAUCAGAACUGACAUUUCCGAACAUUACUGGCUUAACGGAGCAAAAUUUAUUGGAACCUACCCCAUCCCGGACACAUACAACCCAGACGAUGACAAAAUCUAUUUCUUUUUCCGAGAAAUAUCUCAAGAUAGCAGCACAUCUGACAAAGCGAUCCUUUCCCGAGUUGGAAGAAUUUGUAAGAAUGAUAUGGGAGGUCAACGGAGCCUAAUAAACAAGUGGACAACUUUCCUGAAAGCAAGACUGGUGUGCUCAAUACCUGGCCCUGAGGGAGCAGACACAUAUUUUGAUGAGCUACAAGAUAUAUUCUUACUUUCCACAAGAGAUGAGAGAAACCCUCUAGUAUAUGGAGUCUUCACUACUACAAGCUCUGUAUUCAAGGGCUCUGCAGUUUGUGUGUACAGCAUGGCUGAUAUCAGAGCUGUUUUCAAUGGCCCUUACGCUCACAAAGAAAGUGUGGAUCAUCGAUGGGUACAAUACGAAGGACGUAUCCCGUACCCCCGGCCUGGUACAUGCCCAAGCAAAACUUAUGACCCCUUGAUUAAAUCUACCAGAGAUUUUCCAGAUGAUGUCAUUAGUUUUAUAAAACGCCAUCCAUUAAUGUACAAGUCGGUUUACCCGGUGACUGGAGGACCUGUAUUUACUAGAAUCAAUGUGGACUACAGGCUGACGCAGAUUGUGGUGGAUCAUGUCAUGGCGGAAGAUGGGCAGUAUGAUGUUAUAUUCCUAGGCACAGACACAGGAACGGUACUGAAGGUUGUGAGUAUUACAAAGGAGAAGUGGACUAUGGAGGAGGUAGUACUGGAAGAGCUGCAGAUUUUCAAGCAUCCAUCAUUUAUCUCAACUAUGGAGAUGUCCCUGAAGCAGCAACAAUUGUACAUUGGUUCCAAAGAUGGAUUGGUUCAGCUCUCCCUGCACAGAUGUCACACGUAUGGGAAGGCUUGUGCAGACUGCUGCCUUGCCAGAGACCCAUACUGCGCUUGGGAUGGAAACUCAUGUUCCAGAUAUGCACCAACUUCUAAAAGGCGAGCCAGGAGGCAAGAUGUCAAAUACGGAGACCCAGUCGCCCAGUGCUGGGAUGUGGAAGAAAGCAUUAGUCAUGAAACUGCUGAUGAAAAGGUGAUUUUUGGCAUUGAAUUUAAUUCAACUUUUCUGGAAUGCAUUCCUAAGUCCCAGCAAGCCUCUAUUAGGUGGUAUAUUCAACGCUCUGGAGAAGAACAUCGAGAAGAGCUGAAGGCUGACGAGAGAAUCAUCAAAACGGAAUACGGGCUGCUGAUCCGCAGCCUGCAGAGAAAGGACACAGGGGCGUAUUACUGCAAAGCACAGGAGCACACGUUCAUUCACACCAUCGUGAAGUUAAAUUUGAACGUCAUAGAGAACGGGCACAUGGAAAGCACUCAGAAAACGGAGGAAGAAGAGGGACGGGGGAGAGAUUUGCUUACUGAGUCGCGGCUGAGGUACAAGGAUUACAUCCAACUCGUCAGCAGCCCCAGCUUCAGCCUGGAUGAGUAUUGUGAACAGAUGUGGCACCGGGAGAAACGGCGGCAGCGGAACAAAGGUGGGGCAAAAUGGAAGCACAUGCAGGAGAUGAAGAAAAAGCGAAAUCGAAGGCACCAUGAACCUGUCAGCAGCCCACAUGCCAGGCCUACAUCUACGUAGUUUUAUAGUCUAUUUAAAGAAAGGACGUUUAACAUGCAAAAAUACUGUGUUCUGUUUUGUGCAUCCUUCCUAUUAAUUAAUAUUGCUUCACACUGAGAUUAGAUAACGCACAGUCAUUAUGGGUCUGUACAGGACUGCACUGUAAUACUGGAAUAUUAUAGCAAAUGACAAAUUCCUUAUUUGAGCACCGCACUCAAGGCAAUAAUUCCAAAUCUGGGUUUUUUCCCAGAAAUUCAGAUUUUGUAGCUAACACUUAGUGAGAAGCUGAUUCAUGACAUAUGUCAUGUGGGUGUUCCAUGGCUUCCCUGGCAUAAUUUUUAUAUGAGAUUUAAAGUCUUUGUUACAGUGCAUUAUUAAUUGACUGCUACAUUCCACCCGAGAGUUGGCUGCAGUUCAGGGGUAUGUAGAUGUAUUUGUAAAAGUGCUUGGGGUCUUGUAAGGAUGGGAGGUGCCAUAUAGAUACAGGCCAUUUUGUGACAGAUCUGCAAAACUAUACUAAAUUACCCAUUGGACAUAUAUUUAGGUACAUGGGUGGCAUUUGCUAACACAGAGAAGCAAAGCAAAAAAUCAAAUUAAAUAUAAGCUUAGCAGUAACACUCGUUUUCCCCUUUAAAAAUGUGAUCACAUUUUAAGAGGAGGAAAUGUAGAGCUUUAUUCAUUAGGACAAAAGCAGCCUCUAGUUUGCAGUCCCUCUGCUGAAAUGUAAUCUUGACUCAAAUUGAAACUGCCAGCAAGAUAUUGGAGAGUAAAUUUCGUAAGCACGUGGGAGGUACGUGCACAAACCCUAUUAACAAAUAAUGGGAUUUCAGCCUUCACCUCUAUUGUCUUGCUGAAGAUUUUAUCCUGAAUGUCUCCACUCACCUCUACAACUCUAACCCCCAGCUGGCUUCAUUUUCUGGAGUAUGGUUAGUUUGUUGUGGAAAAAAAGAGGAGCGGAGAACACACACGCACAAAAACCCUCCCACACUUGAUGACAAAAGACAAUGAGGGAAACAUAUUUGGUGACAGACAGAAACUGACAGUGCUCUUACGCCAGGUAUAACAAUGGGGAGAGAGCAGACAUUCCUCAGACUUGUGUAUUUGUUUUAUAAAAGUUCUUGUGUAUUUCAAACAAGGCAUUGUGUUGUUGGAAUUAAUACUUUUUUAUUAUAAUUAAAUAAAAACAAAAAGACCCCACAUGUAAAUAAACAGAAGUAGAAGUUAGAGAUGAGCAGCUUUGCGAUUUACAAUAACAUCAUUUGUAAAGUGUUCCUAGUUUUACUUUCUGCGCUUUAAUAAGAUAAAUUUUCUUGUAUGAGCAAGAGACACUGUGCUUCCUUCAGAUCUGAUUUACACCAGUGUAACUCCAUUGACUUCAUUGGACUUUCUCCCAAUUUACACUAGUGUAAGCAAGAUCAAAAUCGGGGCUAUUGCCUCUUCUCAUGCUUCGCAGCCCCUCUCCCCCACUCUACCAAACCUCCCCCUUUCUGCCUUUCACGCCUCUUUGAGUGUGAAAUGACAAAUUAGCCACUUCCUCACAUGGAAGAAAGCUUUGAUGGAUACUAAACCGACAGACUUUACUUGUUUCUCAUGCAUUCUACAUGUCUUGAGAGCAAAGUCUGUGGGAACGCCAUGUAAUUGGUGUGCAAUUCAUUAAGGAACCAAGAACUUUGGCUCUGCAUGCUGGAGAUUAUCCCUAUCCACUACCCAAUAUGUGUGUGCAUUCAGUUCCUGAUCAAUAAUUGUGUCCAUACAAUCUGUGCCAUUGUACAUUUCCUUUCUGAUAAAUGAUACAAAUAUGGUGAUGUGUUUUUCAGAUUGUAGAAAGGAACCUCAGCUGACUCAAGUUUAUUGUAAAAAAAACUAAAACGGAAUGUGCAUGUAUUGUAUAAAGACAGAGAUUUUAGAUUCUUUGUUUUUUUCAUUAAGAUACAUUAGUUAAUUAGAAGGCAUUAGGUAGUUUGUGUACAGUACUUCGAUAGUGUACUCUGCAAGUGUUCAAUAUUAUAAAAGAUGAGAGGGGAGUUUCAUUGUACAGGUCCUUUAAUCAAAGAGACUGAUGUCCUAGGCUCUUAUUAGUAAGGUUAGUCCUUACUACUCUGAGUAGCCUAUUAAUGUCUAUAGAACUUUUCACAGUAGUAACCAUUAUGCUCAGAAAUCAGCUUGUACAGCAAUAGGACCUUAGGCCAAGAUUUUCAAAAGUGACUAGUGAUUUUGACUGCCCUUAUGUUUGUUGCCCAGUUUGAGACUCCAGAAGGGGUGUUAUCCUGUUAUUCUUUUUGAGGCCCCUUUAAGAAAUCUCAAGUUGGACACCCAAAAAAUGAGACACUCAAAAUCUUGAAUCCCUUUAGAAUUUUUUUGCCUAAGGAUGACUGCAGUCACCAUACAGAACCCACCGAUGUAUUCCUUGUUGUAUUUUAUCAGUCCAGAGAGUACCAUCUCUCAGACUUGGUCCUCCGGGGAAUGAGUGGUGCCAUGCCAUGACUAAGCUAAGGUGCUAGCAUCAACUAAUCCAUCUUAGGCCCGUGCUUACAUGUACUGACAAGGGGCCUGCUCCUUCUCCCACUGAAGUCAAUUGGCUCAGUAUUGUAAUUAUUGAUUACAGCACAAACCCUACUUACCUUCUUCAUGAAAGUAGAACCAUUGGACUCACAGUGCCCCUACUCAAUGAGAUAAGGUGAACAGGAUUUGGCCCUAAAUAAGCUGUUUGUGUUUGUUCAGUACUUUUUUCCAUCUUCCUUGAGAGCUGAACAGAACUGGUUUCCUUUCGGUUUAAAUAGCUUUGCAGAGUCUAGUGCUACAAUCCUUGCACAAAACUCCCCGUCAACUUCAACAGGAGUCUUGAGGGCCUAAGGGCUGCACCGCUGGGACUGUGAGCAUUAAAAGAUUGAAUUAAAUGUUACUACUCUUAAAUUCAAGGGGUUUUAUUUUCUUUUAAGUGUUCUUGCAAUAGGAUUCCUCUCAGAGGACUGACCUCAACUCUGCUGUGUGGAGUAGCAGAGUGAAGACCCAAGCGAGGAAUGAGGCCAAUUCUAUCCUGAGGAAAUAAAUUCAAUAUCCUCCAAGUCAUUAUACCAUAUUGGAUUCAUACCACCCCGGGGAGGGGGUAUUUAAUAAUAUUGUGCAGAUAAAAAUCUGUGGUUCAGUACAUUUUAUAAGUGAUGUAUGUUGAACUAGCACACUGCUUCUCAUACACAGCAGUAGAUGAUACACUGGUAAUGAUUCCAAGGGGCACUGGGGACCAGUAAAUUAGCUAGAUAGUCCAGGGAACACUGGGGAAGGGUAAGAAGGGAUUUCUUUAGACAGUUGUUUGUUAUUCAGUCAAAAACCAAGGUCAGGAGUAAGAGUAGUGGAUCCUUCUGUAAUGUACAAUCCCAAAGACAGGCUCAAAGGAGAACAGAAUGAGCUAACCCAAGAAUUUUAGCCACAAGAGCCAGACAAGAAAGGAUUCCCUUCCUGUAAAAAAAAUCAGUUAUAUAUAUUCAGUUAUGUAUUUUUAAUUUAAAGGCCCAAACCUGGAUCUACUUAACUUUCAAAAUGAGGACUUGAGUCCAGUGUGCUGCUGGGCUGUACGAUGAGCCACAACAGGCUCAUAGUUAAAAUGGAACUGAACCCAGCCUCCUUAAAGGGCUCAAUAAAAGUAAUGCUACCCAAACUUUGGGUUGAGAGUGGAAAAAGUUACCUCCACAUUAAUAACUGAAGGUUCUAAAUAGAUCCCCUAGUGCAGACUUUAAAAAAAUACUUUGGUCCGAUCAGUAAUAAAUGCUCUUCCCCUACCUCAAAAAAACAAAAACAAACAAAAAAAACCUCCUUCUCCCCUCACUUCAAAACAUAACUUGUGUUUGCCUGAGUUCCAUCCAUUUCAGACAGGCUGUCAGAACAGCCAGUGCGGCUUGUAUUGUAGUUGUUAAAGCUUGCAUCAGGUUUUAGAAUUCUAACAUCCAACAGAUUCCUAAAUACUGUAUUCCUGAAGUCAGUUAAAAUAAAACUGGCAGUGGUAUUAGCAGACAAAGGAAUAAAGCGUUUAACACUUAUUCUGUUAAAUUUGUUCUUUUGCUGGAAAACAUUCUAGGGACGUGUGAAUAUGUAUUCAUUCCAUAAGCAAACAGUUUUCUGAGCAAGCGGUUAAAUUUACACAUCUACUGAGGAGCCAAGAUCCUUGAUUUUGCCAGUCCAUUGGACCCUGGUUCUUAUCUCAAUUAUACUGAUGUACGCAAUUAAACUUAAUGGAAUUACUCUUGAUUUACAUUCAUGUGAGAUCAGAAUUGGGCCCAUAGUCUAAAACGCUCUGAAAUUUUAAUCAAAUCUAUGUAAGUCUUGAUAUGCACCUACUAUUUACAAAUCCCUUAUCAAAAAUUAAUACAUGAUUAGUGGAACAUGAUUUUCCUACUAAACCGCUGUCAUGUGUAUGACUGUUUUGUAGGGACCUACAUAAAUAAUUGGAUGCAUUCUAUUUUAUGUGUAACACAAGGUUAUUGCAACUGAUUGAUAUGAGCUGAAAAUACUUACAGAGUCAGCCCCCAUGGAUGUCAGUGAUCUAAGUCCCAUUGGCUUCAGUGGAAUAUAAAUCUGAAUCUAAUCAAAGUAAUUAUAGCAAGUUAUUCCAAGACGCAACUUAGAUUGUAGAUAACUAUGUAGAGAUUCAUUAUAUAGAGAAGAUUCAGGAGUUAACGGCAUGGAAGGCACUGGAAUUACACCUGCGUGACAGGAAAAUCAAAUCCACAUGUGUCUCCAAUAUAUUCUGUUACAAUUUAUGAAAAUUGAAGCCCUUAUUAUAUUUUACCUUAGUGUCACAAAUAUUACUCAGAAUUAGGCUUCUGUGAUUAGCUGAUGUGUGAAAUCCUUUGUAAUUGUAAUCCAACUUUUGAGGUAUAUAAAACAAAUUCAUUAUAGACAGGAAAAGGAAGGAUAAAGAACAGCCCGUGAGAGAAUUUUAAGGCUGUUUUUUUACUUCCAUCUAGUAUUUUAAUGAUGAUAAACUUAAAAGUGUCCUAGCCAGGCACACAUUUUCACAGUGCUGAAUAUUUAAAUACAUUAUAAUACUGGGAUAACAGAUAAUCACCAAUGUUUGGCUAAAGGGCCUGAUCCUGCUCUGAUUGAAAUUAAUGGGAGUUUUGCCACAAACUUCAAUGGAGCAAGAUUGGGCUCUUAAUUGUUCAGGUUUGGUUUUAUAUCCUACCAUCUGAGUCUGUUGUCUCAAGCUAUUGGGACAAAUCCUUCCUUGGUUUUCACUCAGUCAUCACUUAAGCAAACUCUUGCUGACCUUAAAAAAAAAAAAAGACUAGGCAAAUCAGUGAAGAUUUCAGGAUUUGACUCAUUGUUUAGUGUAUAAAGUUAAACAUACUAGAAGGCCCUUUAAUAUAUGCUCAUCUCAGACAAUGUUUUCUUAGGCACUUGUGUUUGUAUAGAUUAGUGUCUACCACAAACUUUCCUAAUGUUUUGACACAAAACAAUUCAGUGACUGACAGAUGUAAACCAGAUCUGGCAAGACAAAUCACAGAUCGGAAGGUGAAAUUUCCAUCAAUAAUGAGAUUUUGAAACUCUUGUUUAAAGUUGGUCUUUUUCCUCUUUAUUGUAUUGUCAUCGUGUACAGUUCCCCAGUUUAAAAUCAAUGUCUGUUGGUGAUGUAAGAACCAAAACAACAUGUCCAGGUGGCUUUGAUUACUGCUAUGGACCGCUAGUUAACAGUUUCAAAUAGUCUGUGCCAAGACAGUCAUUUGUCCACUUAUGGCAGUCAUGAUAUUUUUAAUGGACCCAGACAUGUCUCAAUUUUGGUGGUGUUUUAUAUUCUGCUCCAUUACUCUUAUUAUAUAGACGUGCCUUUGGCUGCUUUUUGUGUUCUAUCAUUUUGUUCUUGCUACUCCUGCUCUUAAAUGGAACCAUGUCCAAGACCAGACAUUUUCUGAAUAUUCAACAUAUGUGGUAACAGUGACUGGAACAGGAGGCUUAGGCAGAUAACUUGUCUGCAAAGGUGUGUCAUGGCUGCCCUGGGCAGAGCCUUGUGGGCUUCACAACUUUUAUGAGUUUUGAAAGCACUUAGCACUUCAUAGGACAGUACCAUAUGUCUGCCUAUAGGCUGAAAGCAAGGAUCAGUUUACAAAACUUGCAUUUAUUAUACUUCAAAGCAUCACCUACAGUUAUAUAAUUUAGCAAAAGUUCCAAAAAUCUGACAGCUAGAAAUGGUCAAUUUUUAAGAGGAAAAUAAUACUUUAUCAAAGUGUGGCCAUUUUCCAAAAAUGAAAUAUUUUUGGGAAAAGUUUUCAUAUUUUUGAAGUUUUCCAUUUUUUCAAAAAAAAAUCAAUAGAAAUUUGUAAAGAAAAGAUUUGCCUGCUUGUUGCUUUUCAAAAUGUAUAUUUGCGUGGGGUGGGGGGGAGAAGGGGAGAUUGCAUGGCCAAUUUUGAUUGGUUAUCUUAAGGCUUAUUUCCAUGAGGAAAAAAGCCCAGAGUAGCUGGUGUGGAGCAGCUAGUGCACACUAGCUACUUCACAUUAACUCUCUGUGUGGACAUACUUACUCAGCACUAAGAGCGCCUUUGUGUGCUUUAAAGCGUAACAGUAUCCACACGGGUAGCUAGUGCAUUUUAAAUUCACACCCUAGCUUAUUAGUCCAUACUAACUUCCCCAGGCAGACAAGCCCUUAGUCACAAGGGAUUUUUUAAAAAGCAUUUUUUGAAAAUUUCAGUUUGAAAAUGAAUUAUUUUUAUGCAAGAAAAUCCAGAAAAAUGAAAAUAUUACAAAUGAUGACAGCAUGGAAAUUGCUCUCAAAUGUCCCAAAACUCACCCAACUUUAAAAAAAAAUCAACCUGCUCUAAAGGAUUCCUUAAGUUCUGUUACUUAUGAUUUCUUCAUGACUUAAAUUGAAGAGAUUUCUAUGUAAAGUAAAUGUAAAAAAUUCAUUUUAAUUUUGCUUUUCAACAUGUUGACAUUGUAAAAACUGGACUACAUUACUAUUGGAUAAGAAGCACAGAAAUCUAUGAAACAUACAAAUCAAGAGAGACUGAUCUAUAAUCUUUUCCAUCACUUGUAUGAAGUUGCAUGUUUCUCCCCCCUCUCCCCCCCCCCCAAUUAAUGACAGAAAAAUUCAAAUAUCUCAGGAUAAGUCUGGCUGGGAAGAAAGGAAACUGAUCAGAAGCUCUCCAAAUGCUCUCAAGAAAAAAGUAAUGGCCAAGCAGACUGACCAAAAGGAAUUUGGUUAAUGCCUCACAUUCUAUCAGUAAGGUUAAUAUUUUCACAUAAGGCAAAACUCACACUAUUUCAGAAAUCCAGCACAAGAACUAUGCACCACUUAAAGCCAUGUUAUAGGGCUUAACUGGUUCUUAGACUGACUUUCUGUGCAGGAGUCAAUUUCACAUUUAUAGUAUCAUUAUUUAUAGAGUAAUAUGGGAAAAAACACUUUUGGUGGAAAGGGCCCAUUUAUGAAUUACCAUGUCUAAAUAUAGAGGCACAGUGGGUGAAGCAAUAUCUUUUAUUGGACCAACUUCUGUGGGGGAAAGAGACCAGCUUUUGAGCUUACACAGAGCUCUUCAUUCUGGGUAAACCUGAAAGCUUGUCUCUUUCCCCCACAGAAGUUGGUUCAGUAAAAGAUAUUACCUCACUCACCUUCUCUCUUUAAUAUCCUGGGACUGACACGGCUGCAACAAUACUACAAGCAAUAUAGUUAAUUAUGUAACAUCAUAACUAAAGCAUUGUACAUGGUCACUAACUAGCUUUGAGUUUGGCAAUCCUGCUGUUUUAACAGGAAUUCCAAUCUUGUAAUCCAAAGGUAUCUGAAACUGUUAAAUGUAUAUUUUGGUUUUAUUAUAAUAAAUAGCAAAUUCUGACAGAA